GUGACAUUCUUUCCGGAGUGUGUUUUGUGGGUCAAUUAGACACCCAUUCCCUGGGUGUUUUUCUCAUCAUACCUUUGUGUAUAUAUCUGUCAAUUGGAGCUCUCUUCCUUUUAGCUGGUUUCGUCUCACUCUUUCGCAUACGCACCGUCAUGAAGACCGAUGGCAAACGUACUGAUAAAUUAGAACGCUUAAUGAUGCGUAUAGGUUUCUUUUCGGGUCUCUUCAUCUUACCCGCUCUAGGCUAUUUGGGAUGCUUAUUCUAUGAAUACUAUAACUUCGAUGAAUGGAUGAUACAAUGGCAUCGCGAUAUCUGUAAACCUUUCUCAAUACCUUGCCCCCUGCCACGACCAGAUGGUUCUGAGUCAAGGCCUAUUUUCCAGAUUUAUAUGGUCAAAUAUUUGUGUUCAAUGCUAGUGGGUGUUACCUCAAGUGUGUGGCUGUAUUCGAGUAAGACGGUGGUGAGUUGGCGUAACUUUGUGGAGAGACUGCAGGGUAAAGAGACGAGAACUCGAGGGCAGGCAUAUGUGUAAGUUAGUUUUAAGCUGCAGCAAAUUUGAAAAGAAAUUUUAAAAAUUAUAAAUGUGAAAGUAUGACAAGAACAAAAGAAAAACUAUUAAAAAUAAGUUAAGUGAUGUGUUUAUAAUAAUUGUAUAAAAAAAAUAAUUGACAAAAAUUAUAAAAUUAAAAUAACAAAAUGUGACCACAAAGCAAUUGAGUGCUCAAAAUAUUAUUUUUUUUUCGUUAAAAGUUAAAAAAUAAAAUGAUCUAGUAAUAAUAUAGGUUUAAAGUGUAUAAACUUUAAACAAACACUCUUAAGCUUUGAGUGGAAAACAACCAAAAUUUAGUAUUCAAAAAAGGGUGUUAGAUUAUCAUUAGUAAAAGGUUUUGAAAAUUGACAAAAUAUUACUGAGAUACUCCACCUUUUGCCAAACCCUUUUAUUAUUUUGUAAUAUUAUUUAACUAUAAUUUUAAGUUAAACAAAAUAUAUUUGCUUAAUUGUUUUUAAAUUUAUUUUAUUUUUUAAAUUUAUCAUCAUGAGUAAAAAAGCUUUACAUGUGCCCUACAUUAUAAGUUGAAUACAAAUAGUUUUAAAACAAACAUAAACUAAAACU
This is a messenger RNA of Lucilia sericata (common green bottle fly), 1112 nucleotides long. RefSeq names its product frizzled-like. The record is from RefSeq and is a predicted model, not a curated record. Gene Ontology annotation, cellular component: plasma membrane. Lineage: Eukaryota; Metazoa; Arthropoda; Insecta; Diptera; Calliphoridae. The annotation marks the transcript as partial. The transcript has a single exon. Gene Ontology annotation, molecular function: Wnt receptor activity; Wnt-protein binding. Gene Ontology annotation, biological process: non-canonical Wnt signaling pathway; canonical Wnt signaling pathway.